Piliocolobus tephrosceles (Ugandan red Colobus) is the source of this 2872-nucleotide messenger RNA. RefSeq names its product adaptor related protein complex 1 subunit gamma 2 (gene AP1G2). The transcript has 21 exons. Gene Ontology annotation, cellular component: Golgi apparatus; AP-1 adaptor complex; membrane coat. Gene Ontology annotation, biological process: vesicle-mediated transport; intracellular protein transport. Bases 161 to 2689 code for a protein of 842 amino acids. NCBI's taxonomy places the organism in Eukaryota, Metazoa, Chordata, Mammalia, Primates, Cercopithecidae. The record is from RefSeq and is a predicted model, not a curated record.
GGAGUUGAGGCAGAAGCCAGGUGAGGCUGGAAUCCUGGGGGUAGGCAGGCUGUCGCUGCCGCUGCCUGAGAUGGAAAUCGGGGGAGGAAGCUCGCGGAAGAAAAGAGGAGGGUCGUGGAAACAGAGCAAUGGCUGAGCUAGGGAUGAGGUACCAGUCAGAAUGGUGGCGCCUUCGCUGAAGCUUCAGGACCUCAUCGAAGAGAUUCGCGGGGCCAAGACUCAGGCCCAGGAGCGGGAGGUGAUCCAAAAGGAGUGCGCCCACAUCCGGGCCUCCUUCCGCGAUGGGGACCCUGUGCACAGGCACCGGCAGCUGGCCAAACUGCUCUACGUCCACAUGUUGGGCUACCCCGCCCACUUUGGACAGAUGGAGUGCCUGAAACUGAUCGCCUCCUCCAGAUUCACAGACAAGAGGGUGGGCUACCUGGGGGCCAUGCUUCUAUUGGAUGAGAGGCACGAUGCCCACCUGCUCAUUACCAACAGCAUCAAGAAUGACCUGAGCCAGGGGAUUCAGCCAGUACAAGGCCUGGCCUUGUGCACUUUGAGCACCAUGGGCUCUGCUGAGAUGUGCCGAGACCUGGCCCCAGAGGUGGAGAAACUGCUCCUGCAGCCCAGUCCCUACGUACGCAAGAAGGCUAUUCUGACUGCAGUGCACAUGAUCCGGAAGGUCCCUGAACUCUCCAGUGUCUUCCUCCCACCCUGUGUCCACCUGCUUCACGAGCGUCACCAUGGUAAGGCUGUGGGGCUCCCCAUCCUUUGCUUCAGCUCUGUGGACAGAAGAAUUGAAAAUCGGAUGGGAACACCAGCUCAUAGGAGAAGGGUAGCGCACACACACAGGCACACACGCAAUAGACUCUCUUGCCCCUGGCCCCCACCAUUCACUUCCCCGACCCUAACCCCAGGCAUCCUGCUGGGCACCAUCACGCUGAUCACGGAGCUCUGCGAACGAAGCCCUGCAGCCCUCAGGCACUUCCGAAAGGUGGUACCCCAGCUGGUACAGAUCCUCCGGACUCUGGUGACAACGGGAUACUCCACAGAGCACAGCAUAUCUGGAGUUAGCGACCCCUUCCUGCAGGUCCAAAUACUUCAUCUGCUUCGGAUCCUGGGCCGGAACCACGAGGAGAGCAGUGAGACCAUGAAUGACUUGCUGGCCCAGGUAGCCACUAACACAGACACCAGCCGAAACGCCGGGAACGCGGUCCUGUUUGAGACAGUACUCACCAUCAUGGAUAUCCACUCUGCGGCUGGCCUACGGGUUCUAGCUGUCAACAUUCUUGGCCGCUUCCUACUCAACAGUGACAGGAACAUUAGGUAUGUAGCCCUGACAUCAUUGCUUCGACUGGUGCAGUCUGAUCACAGUGCUGUGCAGCGGCAUCGGCCCACUGUGGUGGAUUGUCUGCAGGAAACUGAUGCCUCCCUCAGCCGGAGGGCCCUGGAACUAAGCCUGGCUCUGGUAAAUAGCUCCAAUGUGCGAGCCAUGAUGCAAGAGCUACAGGCCUUUCUGGAGUCCUGCCCUCCUGACCUACGGGCUGACUGUGCCUCAGGCAUCCUGCUAGCUGCAGAGAGGUUUGCUCCCACCAAACGCUGGCACAUAGACACCAUCCUGCAUGUGCUGACAACGGCGGGCGCCCAUGUGCGGGAUGAUGCAGUGGCCAACCUGACCCAGCUGAUUGGGGGGGCCCAGGAGCUACAUGCCUACUCUGUGCACCGCCUCUACAAUGCCCUGGCAGAAGACAUUUCCCAGCAACCACUGGUGCAGGUGGCAGCCUGGUGCAUUGGGGAAUAUGGGGACCUCCUGCUGGAGGGGAACUGUGAGGAGAUUGAGCCCCUUCAGGUGGACGAAGAGGAGGUACUGGCAUUGCUGGAAAAGGUGCUGCAGUCCCAUAUGUCCCUGCCAGCCACUCGAGGAUAUGCCCUCACAGCCCUCAUGAAACUCAGCACUCGCCUCCAAGGGGACAAUAACCGCAUCCGCCAGGUGGUGUCCAUCUACAGGAGCUGCUUGGACGUGGAGCUGCAACAGCGGGCUGUGGAGUAUGACACACUCUUCCGGAAGUACGAUCACAUGAGGGCUGCCAUCCUGGAAAAAAUGCCUCUUGUGGAGCGAGAUGGCCCUCAGGCUGAUGAGGAAGCAAAGCAAAGCAAAGAAGCAGCCCAACUUUCAGAAGCAGCCCCAGCACCCACAGAGCCCCAGGCCUCACAGCUCCUGGAUCUGCUAGAUCUCCUGGAUGGGGCUUCUGGGGAUGCCCAGCAUCUUCCCCCUCUGGACCCCUCCCCAGGAGUUGCCCUGGUAUACCUGCUUGACCUUCCCUGUGCACCUCCACCCCCAGCUCCCAUCCCAGAUCUCAAAGUGUUUGAGCGUGAGGGAGUACAGCUGAAUCUGUCUUUCAUUCGACCCCCUGAAAACCCUGCUUUGCUGUUAAUCACCAUCACUGCCACCAACUCCUCAGAGGGUGAUGUCACCAAUUUCAUCUGCCAGGCUGCUGUGCCCAAGAGUCUCCAGCUGCAGCUGCAGGCCCCUAGUGGGAACACAGUUCCAGCUCAGGGUGGCCUUCCUAUCACCCAGCUCUUCAGAAUCCUCAAUCCUAACAAGGCCCCCCUGCGGCUAAAGCUGCGCCUCACCUACAACCACUUUCACCAGUCAGUGCAGGAGAUCUUUGAGGUGAACAACUUGCCUGUGGAAUCGUGGCAGUAACUGUUUCCAUCACAGCCUGAAAUUCUCCUGUGUCCCAAACCCCAGGGGGCCCCAGCCGCUUGAAACCUACACCUGAGGGCUACCAGCAGGUGGCACUCUGGCUCUGCACUGCAAAACCUGGGGACCAGCCCCCUUCUCCCCCAAAUAAAGCCCAAUAAAGCUUGAGAGGGGAGGAAAGCCAUA